CUCUCCUCUCGAACUCCCCCCCUUCCUCCCCCCCUCCCUCACGCCAUCCUUACUUCUCCGACAUCAAACCCUCGUCCCCAAAUUCCCCAUGGCGAAGCCCUCGAAUUCCGAGGAUAUAUCCGAGGAAACCCCCUCCAACAGCUCGAUCUCCUCCUCCGAGGAGGAAAAGAACGAGGCCGACGCGAACCAGGAAGAGGAGGAGGACGAGGAGCUCGAAGCCGUCGCCGGGAUGGCGAGCCCCGACGACGAGGAGUUCGGAGGUGACGGCGAUGACUCGACGGAGGACGAUGAGGCCGUCGCGGAGCCAAACGAUGAAGCAGACGAGGCUGGGGAGCCAUCUGUAAAUGCUGAAAUUGGAAAGCGCGAGAGAGCCAGGCUAAGAGAGAUGCAGAGGCUGAAGAAGCAAAAGAUUCAAGAAAUUCUGGCCCAACAAAAUGCUGCCAUUGAUGCUGACAUGAACAAUAAAGGUAAAGGACGGCUUAAGUAUUUGCUGCAACAGACUGAGAUAUUUGCUCAUUUUGCAAAAAGUGUACAAUCUGCAUCAGAGAAGAAGCAAAGAGGAAGGGGGCGCCAUGCAUCAAAAUUAACUGAGGAGGAAGAGGAUGAAGAAUGCCUUAAGGAGGAAGAAGGUGGUUUCUCUACUGCAGGAGGGACACGUUUGGUUUCACAACCAUCUUGUAUACAAGGAAAAAUGAGGGAUUACCAACUGGCAGGAUUAAAUUGGCUGAUAAGGUUGUAUGAAAAUGGAAUCAAUGGAAUUCUAGCUGAUGAAAUGGGUCUUGGGAAAACAUUGCAAACCAUCUCUCUACUGGGCUAUUUGCACGAGUUCAGAGGGAUUACAGGCCCUCAUAUGGUGGUAGCACCAAAAUCUACCCUUGGCAACUGGAUGAAAGAGAUUCGCCGCUUCUGUCCUGUUUUGCGUGCUAUAAAGUUUCUUGGAAACCCAGAUGAAAGGAAAUAUAUAUGCGAUAAUUUAUUAGUGGCUGGGAAGUUCGAUGUAUGUGUAACUAGUUUUGAAAUGGCCAUCAAAGAGAAAAAUGCCCUAAGACGCUUUAGUUGGCGUUAUGUUAUUAUUGAUGAAGCUCAUCGGAUAAAAAAUGAAAACUCUCUUCUUUCUAAAACAAUGAGACUCUAUAAUACAAACUAUCGUCUUCUUAUUACGGGAACACCGCUUCAGAAUAAUCUUCAUGAGCUGUGGUCUCUUCUUAAUUUUCUACUCCCUGAGAUUUUUAGUUCAGCAGAAACCUUUGAUGCAUGGUUUCAAAUAUCUGGGGAAAAUGAUCAGCAAGAGGUUGUCCAACAACUUCACAAGGUUCUUCACCCAUUUCUCCUCCGAAGGCUUAAAUCUGAUGUUGAAAAAGGUUUACCUCCAAAAAAGGAAACUAUACUCAAAGUAGGAAUGUCCCAGAUGCAGAAGCAGUAUUACCGUGCUCUGCUUCAGAAAGAUCUGGAGGCCAUUAAUGCUGGAGGAGAACGUAAACGUCUUCUAAACAUAGCUAUGCAGCUGCGUAAAUGUUGUAAUCAUCCAUAUCUGUUCCAAGGUGCGGAACCUGGCCCACCUUAUAUGACAGGAGAACAUCUUGUCACAAAUGCGGGAAAAAUGGUUCUUCUAGAUAAAUUGCUGCCCAAGUUAAAAGAGCGUGAUUCCAGAGUUCUAAUUUUUUCACAGAUGACUAGACUUCUGGAUAUAUUGGAGGAUUAUUUAAUGUUUCGCAGAUACCAAUACUGUCGCAUUGAUGGUAAUACUGGUGGGGAAGAACGUGAUGCUUCUAUUGAAGCCUUCAAUCGGCCAGGGAGUGAAAAGUUCAUUUUCUUGCUCUCAACCAGAGCUGGUGGCCUGGGGAUUAACCUUGCCACUGCAGACGUUGUUAUUCUUUAUGACAGUGAUUGGAAUCCUCAAGUUGAUUUGCAAGCACAAGAUCGUGCCCACAGGAUUGGUCAAAAAAAAGAAGUUCAAGUGUUCCGUUUCUGCACGGAGUACACUAUCGAAGAAAAAGUGAUUGAGAGGGCAUAUAAGAAACUUGCACUUGAUGCUUUAGUGAUCCAACAAGGUCGGUUAGCAGAGCAGAAAACUGUUAAUAAAGAUGAAUUGUUGCAAAUGGUGAGAUUUGGUGCUGAAAUGGUCUUCAGCUCCAAGGAUAGCACAAUAACAGACGAGGAUAUUGACCGUAUCAUAGCUAAAGGAGAGGAGGCAACAGCUGAGCUCGAUGCUAAAAUGAAGAAAUUUACGGAAGAUGCCAUCAAGUUUAAAAUGGAUGACACUGCUGACCUUUAUGAUUUCGAUGAUGAGAAGGAUGAUAACAAAAUUGACUUCAAGAAACUUGUCACGGAGAACUAUGUUGAACCUUCAAGGAGGGAGAGAAAACGAAAUUACUCAGAUGUUAAUUACUUCAAGCAAGCGUUGCGGCAAGGUGGUCCGGCAAGAGCAAAAGAGCCCCGGAUUCCUCGCAUGCCUCAGUUACAUGAUUUUCAGUUUUUCAACACAAAGAGGUUGAGUGAAUUGUAUGAAAAAGAAGUGCGGUAUCUUAUGCAUACACAUCAAAGGAAUCAGUCAAAAGACACAUUUGGUGAUGGUGAUGAACCUGAAGACUUGGGUGAACCCUUGACUGGGGAGGAACAGGAAGAAAGGGAGCAGUUGCUAGAAGAGGGUUUUUCAACAUGGACAAGGAGAGACUUCAAUACAUUUAUUCGGGCAUGCGAGAAGUAUGGCCGCAAUAACAUAAGGGGUAUAGCUUCUGAAAUGGAGGGCAAAACAGAAGAGGAGGUAGAAAGAUAUGCUAAAGUCUUCAGAGAGAGAUACACGGAAUUGAAUGAUUAUGAUAGGAUAAUCAAGAGCAUAGAAAGAGGGGAGGCAAGAAUCUCUCGCAAGGAUGAGAUAAUGAAGGCAAUUGGGAAAAAGUUAGAUCGAUACAAGAAUCCUUGGUUAGAAUUGAAGAUUCAGUAUGGCCAAAACAAAGGGAAGUUGUACAAUGAAGAAUGUGACCGCUUCAUGUUAUGCAUGGUUCACAAACUUGGAUAUGGGAAUUGGGAUGAGCUGAAAGCAGCAUUCCGCUCUUCGCCCUUAUUCCGGUUUGACUGGUUUGUGAAGUCCCGCACCACUCAAGAGCUUGCCAGGCGCUGUGAUGCCCUCAUCCGCCUGUUGGAGAAAGAAAAUCAGGAAUAUGAUGAGCGGGAGAGACAAGCUCGCAAAGAUAAAAAACUUGCUAAGAAUGUGACACCAUUCAAGCGGUCCAUGUUAAGGCCACCAGCUAUGGAAAACCCUGUGCUGGCUUCAUUCAAGAGACGGAAGCAACUGGGGAUGAAUGACAAUGCAGUCUCGGGGGGAAGGAGGAGGAGGGGAUGAUUUUAGUUAAGAGUCAACUGCUGCUUUUUGAAGUUCAGGACCAAAGACAUCCUGGAAAUAUAGGCGAGUAUUCUAGUUGUAGCACAUUGCUCAUUUUGCUGAAUGCAGGGGCUUAACAUGACCUUCUCCAAAUAUAUUAGCAAACACUGUCUUCCCGUCUCCAGACAAAUGCUGGCUGUAGCAUCUGUAAUUUGCCAUUCUAAAGGUGAUAUCUCAUAAUGUGGUCAUACUAAAGGUUAGCCCCCUUCCAUCCGUUUUUGUUGUUCAGGAGUGUAUUAUUUUGAAUGCUGGGGAAUCCAAAAUAUAUUCUAUUAUAGCGUUUUUCUUGGAUCUCGAAA
Messenger RNA from Phoenix dactylifera (date palm), 3681 nucleotides. RefSeq names its product ISWI chromatin-remodeling complex ATPase CHR11. The record is from RefSeq and is a predicted model, not a curated record. Gene Ontology annotation, biological process: nucleosome organization. Gene Ontology annotation, cellular component: nucleus; chromatin. Gene Ontology annotation, molecular function: DNA binding; histone binding; ATP binding. Lineage: Eukaryota; Viridiplantae; Streptophyta; Magnoliopsida; Arecales; Arecaceae.